Molecule: messenger RNA, 1243 nt
Organism: Closterium sp. NIES-67
Lineage: Eukaryota; Viridiplantae; Streptophyta; Zygnematophyceae; Desmidiales; Closteriaceae
Source: the annotation of a GenBank genome assembly
ACAGUAUAACAUUUUCCUCCUCUGGUGUCCUCCUCUUCAUCCCGCUGUCCCGUGCCCUCACUGCUCCUACCUCUCCGCAAUCACCGCCUCCCCUCUCCUACGCCGCGUGACUCUUCCCGUUCUCUCUCCCAUGCCGGUUAGCUGGGACGCGGGAGCACAUGGGCUCGCUCGCUCGCUCCCUGCACCUACGCUCUAGCCUCGCACUGCCGCGCGCCGAUUCGUCUCAAAUACUCUCCUUCCCCAGCCGUUCCUUCGCGCUCGCUGGCAGCUUCGCUCACAACCUCGUCCACAGCCUCGGUCCUAGCCUCACCCUGAGCCUCGGUCGUAGCUCCGUCAACAGCCUCGCCUGUCUAUCCGCUUUUGCGAUCUCUCUUCCCCUACUGUCAAAUCGUCCUCUGCUGGGAAACUUCCGAGUAUCUACCAAUACCCACCGUUCUAUCAUUGCUGACAUGGCGGAAUCACCUCCUAGAGCCACGCCGACGCAGAUCUCCGCACACACCGCGACGCACGCCGCGAAACGCGGGGCUCUGAUCGUUCUCGAAGGGCUGGAUCGAAGCGGCAAGUCGUCGCAGGCGGCUCGACUAGUGGCGCACUUAGAAUCCCGGGAUUUAGGGCCCGUGAAGGCGAUGCGGUUUCCAGACCGGAGCACCAGGAUUGGACGGCAGAUAGACGCGUAUCUGAGGGAGACGAAGGAGAUCGACGACCGUCGGAUUCACGAGCUGUUUGCGGCGAAUAGAUUCGAGAAGAAGGAGGAGAUGGAGGCGCAGCUGGCAGAGGGCACGUCACUGGUGGUGGACCGAUACUCGUUCUCAGGCAUCGCUUACUCCGCAGCCAAGGGGCUGGACGUGCACUGGUGCAAGUCAAGCGAGGUGGGGCUGCCAGCGCCGGAUAUUGUCAUCUACCUCGAUAUCAACCCACAGCAUGCGGCAGAGAGGGGUGGGUACGGUGGAGAGCGGUACGAGAAGGUGGAGUUCCAGCAGCGAGUGGCUCAGCACUUCUAUGCACUGAAAGACGACACCUGGACGGUGGUGGAUGCAUCUCUACCUUUAGAGGAUGUCGCAACCGAAGUUUGCAAGCUUGCAGAAUCCAUUGUGCGUAGGUGUAAGGGUGGGGAGCUUCCUUUGCGACACCUAUGGGAUUGAUGAUACGUUGCAUUGAGAAUCCAUAUGUAGCCCUGUCUGGGGCUAGCUAUUGAGCUCUCUUUUGUAUGUGUUUGAUAGCAUAAUAAUGUGGUCGAUUGGCU